GAUGAGACUCAUUUUCUCUCCCCUCUAAUUUUUAUUUUAUUUUUUAAUUCACACACAAAAAAAGUCCACAAAUCAACAUUACAAAAACCCUAAACAAAGGUUCUUGCAAUAAGAAGGGAACUGAUGGUAAGAACAAAAGAAACCCUUUCGAUAAAUAGCCGCCGGAAUUGAUCUCAACCGUUGAAUAAUUCAUCUCCGAUCUUCUAGAACCUAAUUUUCUCUGUCCUAAAUUCCCAAAAAAAUAUCAUUCUGUUAAAGAAAAUUUUGAUUUAUUGCUGAGAUGGGUUUUGAUUAAAUGUAAGAGAAAUCUUGAGAAAUGGAGUUUGCUGUUGCUUGAUCAUCAUCCGAUCAUCAAACUCAGAUAAUCAUUUCUAUCACCCAUCUUUUCCUUUGUUGAUUUUUAAUUAACUUUGUAGUUAAACUUAAAUUAAAAAGAUUGGUUCUUGAUCAAUUAUAGUAAUAACUUACUUUUAUGUUUUUUCGUUGUUCAUGGAAUUAAAUAGCUGUAUUAAAGCUUCUUUAGGUGUAAAUAAUUUAUAUUAAAGUUUUAAGCUUUGAUAUGAUAUAGGGGUUUUUGAAAGUUUUGGGCUUUCAUAUGAUAUAAGGGUUUUAGAAAGUUUUGAGCUUUGAUAUGAUAUAGGGGUAUCAGGGUAUCUAGGGUUUGUGGGUUUGGUUUAAUUUCAGGGUUUACUGUGUUGUAGAGUGUGACAAUGUUAUCUGAAAUGGGAAGGAGACAAAUGAUAGGUGGAGAAAACGAGGGGUCUUUUGCGGAUGAAUUAGAGAAGUUGCUCCGUGAGCAGAGGCGCCAGCAAGAGCCAGCCGAUGACCGCGAGCGUGAGCUUAAUAUUUACAGGAGUGGUUCAGCCCCUCCGACUGUGGAGGGGUCGUUGAGCGCAGUAGGGGGGCUUUUUGGGAACACUGAUGCUUUUACUGAAUUUGCCAAGAGUAAGAAUAAUGGCAAUGGUGCAAUGUCUGAGGAGGAGCUAAGGUCUGAUCCUGCUUAUUUGUCGUAUUAUUAUUCGAACGUUAACUUGAAUCCUAGAUUGCCUCCGCCACUUUUAUCGAAGGAGGAUUGGAGGUUUGCACAAAGGUUGCAAGGUGGGAGCUCUGUGUUAGGCGGAAUUGGGGAUAAGAGGAAAGGGACUAAGGCUGAGAAUGGACCUGGUAGGUCUCCUUAUUUGAUGCCUCCGGGGUUUAGUUCGAAGAAAGAUGAGAGGGAGGUUGAGCCGGACAAGGUUCAGGGGUCAGCUGAUUGGGGUAAGGAUGGACUGCCUGGCCUGCCGGGUAUUGGACUUGGCACUAAGCAGAAGAGUCUGGCUGAAAUUUUUCAGAAUGAUUUAGGUCGUUCUAAUCCUCCCUCAAGACAUCCCUCUCGGCCUGCCAGCCGCAACGCUUUUGAUGAAAGUGUUGAUACAAUGGCGUCAGCUGAAGCUGAACUAGCUAUGUUGCGGCGAGAAGGUUCGAAUAUUCAGGGUUCUUCUGCCUCCCAGAAUGUUGCCUCACCUGCUUCAUAUUCCUAUGCUGCUGCAUUGGGUUCAUCUUUGUCAAGAAGCACUACACCUGAUCCUCAACAUAUUGCUAGGGCUCCGAGUCCUUGCCCUACUCCUAUUGGGGAAGGCAGGGCAGGAGCACCAAAAAAGAGUGCGGCUGGUCCAAGCUCAUUCAAUGGACUCUCAUCGGGAAAGAACGAUUCUUCUGAUCUGGUGGCUGCUUUAUCGGGCAUGAAUCUCAAGACAAAUGGUAAUCUUGACAAUGGAGAUCAUUUGCAAUCACAGAUUGAGCAAGACAGUUCUGAUCCCCAUAACUACUUAUUUAAUAUGCCUAGUGGUCAUGAACACGUUAAGCAACAUUCAUAUAUGAAGAAGUCUGAAUCAAGUCAUUUGCAUAUGCCUUCUGCUGCUCAUUCAGCUGCUAGAAGCAACAUGGGUGGCUCCGAUCUGAGGAGCCCCCAGGUUGAGCGUCCAAAAUCUGGUUUCAGCUCUGGUGUUCCAUAUUCUAAGGGAAUGUCUCCAUCCUCUAUUAAUGGAACUGGUUUGUCCCCUAAUUAUACCCAUUUAGAUGGAACUAGCGCAUCUUAUGCAAAUUAUGGCUUGGGUGGAUUUUCCUUGAACUCAACUGUGCCAUCUAUGAUGGGAAGCCAGCUUAAUAACUUCAAUUUGCCUCCAUUGCUGGAAAAUGUUGCUGCUUCAGCUAUGGGAGUCCAUGGGCUUGAUUCAAGAGUUCUGGCAGGCGGUUUACCUUCUGGACAGAAUUUAAUACCUUCUCCAGAAUCUGGUCGGUUUGCAAAUCAAAUUUCAGGAAAUGCUCUGCAGCCUUCUCUUACUGAUGCAAUGUAUCUUCAGUAUCUUAGAUCAGCUGAGUAUGCACAGACGGCUGCUUUGAAUGACCCUUCCCAUGAGAAUUACUACAUGGAGAUGAUCCAAAAGGCUUAUAUGGGAUUGUCACCCCAGAAAUCACAAUUUGGUGCUUCAUUGGGAAACAAAUCCAGUGGUUCUAAUCAUGGUUACUAUGGGAAUCAUGCAUUUGGGGUUGGCAUGGGAUAUCCUGGAAGUCCAUUGACGAGUCCUGUGAUUCCAAAUUCACCUGGUGGGCCAGGUAGCCCAUUAAGGCACAAUGAGUUAAACAUGCGUUACCCUUCUUCAAUAAGAAACUUGGGGGGUGGUGUCAUGGGACCUUGGCACAUGGAUGGCAAUUUCGGAUCGUCAUUGUUAGAGGAGUUCAAAAGUAAUAAGACAAAAUGUUUUGAGCUUUCGGAAAUUGCCGGCCACGUUUUUGAAUUCAGUGGGGAUCAGUAUGGGAGUCGUUUCAUCCAACAAAAACUUGAAACUGCUACCAAAGAAGAGAAAAUUAUUGUUUUUGAUGAAAUUAUACCUCGAGCUCUUGCACUGAUGACUGAUGUAUUUGGGAAUUACGUAAUUCAGAAGUUUUUUGAGCAUGGGUUGGAUACUCAAAGAAGAGAACUUGCUAGCAAGCUUGAUGGUCAUGUGUUGAACCUUAGCCUGCAAAUGUACGGCUGUCGUGUUAUCCAAAAGGCUAUUGAAGUAGUUGAUCUGGAUCAGAAGAUCAAAAUGGUUCAAGAGCUUGAUGGUAGUAUAAUGCGAUGUGUGCGUGAUCAAAAUGGGAACCAUGUCAUUCAGAAAUGCAUUGAAUGUGUCCCUGAAGAGCAUAUUCAGUUUAUAGUUGAAUCAUUUUUUGAUCAAGUUGUUACUCUUUCAACUCAUCCUUAUGGAUGUCGUGUGAUUCAGAGAGUUCUGGAGCACUGCAAAGACCCACAGACUCAGUGCAAAGUUAUGGAUGAGAUUCUGGGUUCAGUUAGUAUGUUGGCACAGGAUCAGUAUGGAAAUUAUGUCGUUCAGCAUGUCCUGGAACAUGGGAAGCCACAUGAGCGGACACAAAUUAUCAGGGAGUUGGCCGGGAAGAUAGUUCAAAUGAGCCAGCAGAAGUUUGCUUCCAAUGUUGUUGAAAAAUGUCUGUGUUUUGGCAAUGCAGAAGAACGAGAAAUUCUGGUAAAUGAGAUGCUUGGCACUACUGAUGAAAAUGAGCCUCUUCAGGCGAUGAUGAAGGACCAAUUUGCUAAUUAUGUCGUACAGAAGGUGUUGGAAACUUGCAGUGAUCAGCAAAGAGAGCAUAUUUUGUCCCGAAUUAAGGUUCAUUUAAAUGCAUUGAAGAAAUACACUUAUGGGAAACAUAUUGUUGCACGUGUGGAAAAGCUUGUUGCUGCAGGAGAAAGGAGAAUUGCUGGGCAGACUCCACAGCCUGCAUAGGUGGGAUAGGAAAUCAGAGUUUGUACAGCUGACAGAAGCCAGUACGCUUCAUCAUUUUCCAGCUUUUUAAAUUUUCGUUUAAGAUCUAGAGUUAUUGCUCCGCCAGUCCUUUCGAGAAGGACUAGGUUAGGGAGCCCAGGAAUAAAAGGUUGUUGCUUUUGUACUUGGGAAAAUUGUACAUUUUGUAGUUUUAAGGCUAUACAUAGAAUGAAAAGAGCUAUGCUGCAGAUGUGGAAUAUAUAUAAUGUUUGUGCUCCUGCAGAGUUUUUUUAUUAGAAAAUACUUGUAUGAGCAUACAGGGCUGUAAAAAGGAUAUGAUGGUGAAGGGUAGGCUUUUUCUCUAGUGAAAAUCGUUUCGUGACUGUACAAAUUUGAUCAUGUCGAGAUCUGUUGAUGUCCUAGGAAGCUCGGAUUUUCUUUUGUAUGGUAUCUUUGGAUUCAUGUUUUUAUCUAUUUCCCAGAAAAUUAAGAAAAGAAAGAAGGAAAAACUACAA
Amaranthus tricolor (Joseph's coat) is the source of this 4258-nucleotide messenger RNA. Its product is annotated as pumilio homolog 1-like. Lineage: Eukaryota; Viridiplantae; Streptophyta; Magnoliopsida; Caryophyllales; Amaranthaceae. The record is from RefSeq and is a predicted model, not a curated record. The coding region runs from base 711 to 3764 and encodes 1017 amino acids. Gene Ontology annotation, biological process: post-transcriptional regulation of gene expression. The transcript is spliced from 9 exons. Gene Ontology annotation, cellular component: cytoplasm. Gene Ontology annotation, molecular function: mRNA binding.